AGCGUGCGGCCCGCGGAGUUCAGCAGGAGUCAACUUUUCACAGCAUUUCCUGGGCAAUUACUGGAUGGGAUGGGAUCAGAUCUGCUGCUGCUACCUUUUGUGGGAGAAGAGAGAAGGGGCAGAGAAAUACACUUGGCUGGAAAGAAAAGGGAACUGCUAUGCUCCUUAACACAAUAGGACUGUCAAUGGCAGGAUACCAGCUCUGGUCACCAUGGACCCCACUGGACGAGAGCUUCCAAUGGCUGCGGCACACAACACCUAUACCUUCUUCAAAGCAUCCCUUUAGGGCUUCCCCCUGCUUCCCACAUACCCCUUCUGACCUUGAAGUGCAGGUGUGCUUUCAAGAGGUCACUCUAGUCCUAGACAGCCCAUUUCUGGAGCCUGGGGUGAGUCCCAAGUUACCUUGCCACACAUCAGAGCCCCGAACCAUGAACAACAACAAAGGGCUGGUCAGGAAGCCCCAGCCUGUCCGCCUCAGUGGAGUGGAUUCCGUGUUUGGCAGGGUCAUCACAGCUCAGCCACCAAAAUGGACUGGGACCUUCAGAGUUUCAGACAAAUCAGCCUUUUGCAAAAUCAUCAGCCGGGAGAACCAGUGGCCCACUGGACUUAAGGAACCUCAGAUUCAGAUGACAGUGACCAUGUGCAAACAGAUGCUGCGCUCUAUCCUCUUACUGUAUGCAACGUAUAAGAAGUGCACCUUUGCCUUGCAACACUCCAAGUAAAGGGUUCCCAUCUGAUUCCUG
Messenger RNA from Ailuropoda melanoleuca (giant panda), 743 nucleotides. RefSeq names its product FANCD2 opposite strand (gene FANCD2OS). Bases 159 to 722 code for a protein of 187 amino acids. The transcript has 3 exons. Lineage: Eukaryota; Metazoa; Chordata; Mammalia; Carnivora; Ursidae. The record is from RefSeq and is a predicted model, not a curated record.